AUGUCCUUGAACAUGAAGAUUCAGGGCAUUUUUUGCAACAUCAUUGCAUCACAGAACUGCCAACUGUUGACCAGCCUGGUGAUGGGCAGCAAUACUCUUCCCUCAGACACUCAUGCUGAGGCUCUGGCAAUGUUUUCAUCAAAGAAGCAGGCCAACUACAGGAAGCUCAUGAAAGGUCACCCUCCCAUCAACCCUGCAGCUGUUAAAGGUUCUCACAAGGGCCUUAUGGGAUCCAACCAUCAAGCCAUGGCACCCAAGUCCAGCACAAUCUUUCAUGUUCAGUCUGUUGGUAUAGUCAUUUGCAGAAUUGAUAAGGAUGGAUAUCUGAAGAAUCUGAUGGCUCCCUCUGGCAAGAGCUACUGGAGCAGUAUCCAAUUAAUGAGAAAUUGUGGCUGUUUCAUCUCUGCUGCACCCGGUGCUGGUGGCAUUCAGAUUGACCCAUCAUGGAUGCACCCCAAUGUCAACAGGCAACUUCACCAAUGGUUCCCACAGGUCUUCAACUAUUUUGACAAGAAUCCAAGUUGUAAAGGUAAUAGAUCAGCCUCACUAUCUGUAACCCCAGAUUGGCAACUCCUUACUAUCAACCACCACUCAUUCUUGAUCAUUGAAGUCACUCAACCUAACAGAUCCACCCUUUAUGAGAAUAAGGGUUGUGGAAAGGCAUGCAUUGUGGUUUGCCAAAGGACCAUUCCAGACAACAUUUAUGAGUUAUGGAAUACCGAGCCACUUGUCCUUGGCUCUGAUAGCAAAGUAGACUCAGACAUGUCUGGAGACUCCUUCCAUGGCACAGAGAUUAUCUGUCUGUCUGAUCACAACCACAAUGGCAGUGGCAGCAACAUUGAUGUGAAGCUCUCAAGUUUGAUGAUUGAGCUCAACCUGCAUUGUGGAGAUGAUUGCAUUGUUGCUAAGGUCAUGGAUAAAGGCAAGGGCACUGAAAGGCACUGUCUCAUCCUGAAGACACCCCCCCCCAACAAUCUGUGGUCUUGCAUUUUACACUCACCAAUACAAUCUCCCCCUGCAGUCAAGAAGCUCAAGAAUGCUGGUACCAUUAUUCCUCCCAUCAGUAUCCCCCAGCACAAUUCACCUCAGGCUCAAAUCUCAUCUGCACCAGAACACAUCAGCAUCAGUGAAGAUGAUGUCUUGUUACAGAGAUGCCAUCACCCUGAUUCGCCAAAUGCUGGUCCCAUUGUCAACCCUUGGAUUUCUGACUCUGAAACUUAUACCAUUCUAUCCCUGAAAGAUCUUCAAUCAUUUCUUUAG
This is a messenger RNA of Pisolithus orientalis, 1260 nucleotides long. RefSeq lists its product as uncharacterized. The transcript is spliced from 6 exons. Bases 1 to 1260 code for a protein of 419 amino acids. Lineage: Eukaryota; Fungi; Basidiomycota; Agaricomycetes; Boletales; Pisolithaceae. The record is from RefSeq and is a predicted model, not a curated record.